This is a messenger RNA of Stegodyphus dumicola, 3692 nucleotides long. RefSeq lists its product as uncharacterized. Lineage: Eukaryota; Metazoa; Arthropoda; Arachnida; Araneae; Eresidae. The record is from RefSeq and is a predicted model, not a curated record.
UUUAGAUCUCGUCUGCAAUAGAAUAGAUUUAUUAAGAAUUUUAUCUUAUUCCUUAAUUUAAACUAAAGUUUAUGUGAAAGAAAAUUGCAAUUUGCUUUAAAUGCACAAAUAGCCUUAUAAAUAUAAUGUACUGACACGUCGAGAAUUUACAAUGAAUUGGGUUGGAGGUGCUCGGAGUAGAAUAAAAGCAAAGAGUGAACACAAGAAACAGAGAGAAUUCUUUAAGAAAAAGAAGUUAGAAGAAGCUCAAAAAGCAGAAAACAGAAACGCAUUUGCUAUACCAGCUCUAAGUCAAGAUUUGCUUACUUUUCAUUUUCUUCAAAGGAACUCACAAAAAAUGCAUCAAAGCGCAAAACCAGUUAGAAUAAUUAAACAGGAUUUAGAUAAAAUUGUGAAAACUUCGGGUUCAUCCAUUAAAAUCCCUCAGACACUUUUUUAUCCAGCCAUAUCAAAGAAUAAUCAUGCAAUAUCUUAUAAUGCACAGUCUAACACUGAAUCGAAUACAGUCGACCUUGAUUUAUUGUUGAAUAAUAAAGAAUACCAAGAAGACGGAAAUCCAUAUUCUAGCGCACCUCCCUCUGCUAAAAGAAAAUCAUUGCAGUUUUCAAAUGUAAAAGAAAUAUAUGAAAAUUUUGAAAGAAAGUAUGAGCUUGAUAUACCAAAAGUGAACUAUGAACGAAAUGACGUCCGCCCAAAUUUUAUCGAAAAUAUUCAAUUUUGUGAAACUCUUCCUCAUGCUGUAACCGCAGAAUUUAGCACAAAAUAUGAUACAGAGGAAUCUGAUAUUGACACAGAAUUUAAACAAUACAUUAACCGAGAGAAAAUGUAUGGCACAAUAGAAAAUAAUUUUCAGGAGUCUGAUGGCUCUGGCAGUUCAUGGAGAAACGAGGGAAAUAAUAACUUUGACAAUACGAGGGGUAUGUCUAGUAAAUAUCGACUGAAAAAGCAAUAUCAAAUUCUUAAAAAUAUCAAUUCCAUGCUAAACAAAGAUGAAAUCUGCGUAAGUUCAGUGAAAUCCAAAUUAACAUUUUCUGAAAAAUCCAAAUGUUCAUUCUUAAGCACCCCAUAUGCAAUACAUGGAAAUAACGCACAAUCACCUUAUAAUGUAAAGCAAGCCCAAAAUUACUCUGAUAUUUACAGUUUAAGAGGUAACGUGCUUGAACCUAGUGAAUUUAGUGAUUCAUCAGAGUCAAAAGAUGAAUUUUAUUUCGAUCCAAAAUUUAAUGUUAAUUCUUCAGCUGAUUCGUCUUCUUCUUCAAGCACAAACACGCCUAUAAUUCCUCAUGAUAAGGAAAUUUACAAACAUUUCCGAAAGGAAUGUGUGAAAAAUUUUGAUAUCUCACCUGAAACAUUUAAACGUAUAAAACACUCGUUGAAAGGAACGGAACACAUUGGAAACGCAAAUGCAGUAAUAAACCAUAAAUGUAAAAUUCGUAUUUCUGAUAAAACAACAUUAAAGUCUCAGCGUAGUAGAGAAGAGAAAGUUUCAGGUAGUUCAAAUGCUGAAACACCAGAAAGAAACAUCCAUUCGCAUUUAAAAUAUAAUGCGUAUAUUAAAAAUCCAUCUGUCCAUUCAAAUGAAAGACAGAAUGCUAGAUAUCUUGAAGACAUGCUUAAAACCUAUUCACCAAACAUCAUAAAUACAGAACAUUUUAAACAAAACAGAAAAAUAGCCAGUCCUCAUCUUUCGUCAAAUGUAAAUGAUUCAGAAGUUAAUAAUAUUAGCCUCAGAUGUGGGGAAAAUACACAUAGCAUAUCGGUUACUGAGAGUACUGCAAACUAUAGCCUACAAGACAACAUAAGGAACGGUAUUUAUGAAACAGUAGAUUCAAGGUCUAAUUGUUUUGAUAAUUCAAGAUCUGAACAUUUAGAUGAAUCUGUAUCGAAACAUAAUCGUCUAAAUACUACAACUGAUGUAGCCACAAGUCCUUUCAUAUUUCCUAAAUCACCAGUUGAGCAUAAAGUUUCCAUAUAUUCUAGAAAUAACUCUUAUGGAACCUUUGAUUGUUCUCCAGUUGUACAGGAAGUUCAAUCGACCAACCUUAAAGAUAUGAAAGGAAGCACUAAAAUUAACCCAGACGAUAAUAUGGAAUGUUAUUUCCCUUCAAAUGACAACAGCGCAACUGAAACACUCCCUCUUCUCGUACAAGAAACACCGUUGCCUCAUACCGUUUCAAAUGAAUGUAUACAGACUGAGCACUCAAGAUCUGAACAAACAGAGAUAUAUUCCAUGACAUCUAUGAAUAAUCUUCCCGCAACCCUUCCGAACACUCCAUCAUCUUUCAGCAGGUUCGAUGAAACAAAGGAAAGUGGCUUACAAAAUUCAAAUAAUUUUGUUAAAGAAUUGAAUAGUGCUUUCAAUAAGGUAUCUGACGAACAAAGUUCAGUUUCUUUUAAUGCAGUUUCAAAACAAACAAAUCCGAGCAAUAAACUUCAGAAUGCUGAAUCACUGCACAGAAACUUUAACUCAGUGGAAGCUUUUUUUCAGCUGCAAGGUUUUGAGAAGUUAAAUGGUGAAACAUUUAAAGAAAAUAAUGUUGCAUUAUCUAAUGCAAAAGUUUUAGAAACAAAUCUAGAGAAAGUAAAUUUUAACGUCAUAAUUGAGCAGGACAGAAGCAUCGUAGGCGCAAGCAUUUCCCCAUCACAACAGAAAUUGGAAGGUAAAAUUAUCAAUGUAGAUGAAGUAACAAAUACCAACAGCCAACUUUAUGAUCUGCUGGAAGGAAUGCAAAAUGGACCGCAAGACGUAAUCUAUAACUCUUUUCUAAAAGCGUUAGAACAUUCGGAAGAAACCUUCGCAAUAAAAAAUGAAGUAUGUAAAACUGCAUACAAAUCCGAUUGUUAUGAAACUACAUUCGACCAUAAUACGCCCAAUUUGUUUACUUACCCUAAUUCUAAAGUAAACUGUGAAAAUAAGUCGUCAUUCACAACAUCACUGCAGUCAUCAUUCAGAACAUCUACACCAUCUGAAGCAGAUUGCACAGAGGUUUCAUCAAAUACAUCACCUAAUUCAUUAAGCCUGAAUGAAUGUUCCACGUUAGGCUCAGAAAGUUUCAUUCAAAAUAAAAUUGAGGAUGCACAAGAGAAAUAUCGGAAAACAUUCCUCAUUGAAAAUAAAAAACAUGAUUAUCAGUCCAGCAAAAGAAUAUGCUUGGAUAAAUCUAUUCAAGCAAAUGUUCAAGUAAAUUCUGUAUGUUGCCAAACUUAUUAUUACACUUUAAAAGACGCAGAAGUACAAACAGAUUAUGAACAUUGAAGGUACAUUCGCAUUUGAAAAGAGGUAAUUAAAUUGUCUGAUGAUAUCUUUUAGAAAACGUUUUUUAAGUUCACUUUGGAAAUUCAGAUUAAAAAAUAUUUUUGAUUUGAAAAGCAUGUUAUUUGUACUAAUGUGUGUUUUUAUUUAUUUACACCACUUUAUGGGCUAUCUGUAAUAAUAUUAAAAUAACCUCUAAUACAUUUUUUAAAAUAGUAUUCUUAUUAUUCUUAUUUUGUUAAAUAGUUUGUUAAUAUCAGCAUAAGAGCAAAACUGACGAAUGAGUUAGACUUUGAAAAAAAAAGAACAUUAGAGUUUGAAAAGAAAGAAAACAUCAUUUAUUCUCAAAUGUACUACAGAUGAAAUUAUUUUAGGUACAUUUGCAAAAAAAAUCAUUUUAACUGAAAGGAAUUUUUAAUAUUUGUUUAUGAUUACGUUG